AUGUCUGUAGCCCGACUACCUGUCGAGGACUCGAAACUUGAGUCGAAAAGGGCUAGAGGGGAGAACCGGCCAGCAAUGAGUUUCUCUAAGGAGGAUAAGGUGGGAACCAUACAACCACAUGAUGAUGCCCUGGUGGUUACCUUCAGGAUAUGGGGAUAUGAUGUUAAGAGGGUGAUGGUGGAUCAAGGUAGUGGGGUGGAGAUUAUGUACCCUAAUUUAUACAACGGGCUGGGCUUGAAACCUAUGGACUUGACAGCUUAUGAUUCGCCUCUGGUAAGCUUCGACGGGAAAGUUGUCAUUCCUAAGGGUCAGAUUCGACUGCCUGUACAAGCAGGAUCAAAGGUGGUGGAAGUAAAUUUCAUUGUAGUGGAUGCCUAUUCUCCCUACACGGCCAUUGUGACAUGA
Quercus robur (English oak) is the source of this 405-nucleotide messenger RNA. RefSeq lists its product as uncharacterized. The transcript has a single exon. The record is from RefSeq and is a predicted model, not a curated record. NCBI's taxonomy places the organism in Eukaryota, Viridiplantae, Streptophyta, Magnoliopsida, Fagales, Fagaceae. Bases 1 to 405 code for a protein of 134 amino acids.